GUUAGCAUUUCAAGUGUAAAUAAUUUGGUCUGAUAUUGGUUAAGAUGCGGUGUGUGACAUUUUUAUGGUUUAUCAUUUAAUUUGUUAAUUUAGAAAUUUUCAGAAUUAUCUUUUAGUGGAUUGUAUGAGUAGUAGCAUAUAUCUGUUUCCCCAUGAUUCUAUUAAUUUGACUUGAGUCAAAAUAAAAAUUACUUAACUUGUGGUUGGAACAUGGAGUACAUGCCGCAACCGCGCCUCCUCCAUGACAUGCUGAUUCUCCCAACUGGCCAAAUUUUGAUCAUCAAUGGAGCAAAACAUGGUUGUGCAGGGUUUGACAAUGCAAGAAAUGCUUCUCUUGAACCAUACCCCCCAAAAAGAUACUUGGGAAAAGGUUCAACCCUUCUUCCUGAUGGAAGGGUCUUGGUUGGUGGUGGCAACCCUCAUCCAAGGUACAUAUUUCGCAAUGUGGCAUACCCAACAGAAUUGAGACUCCAAGCAUUUGUUCCACACUACAUGGACAAGAGGUACCAUAACAAGAGGCCUAUGAACUUAACCAUAGAAUAUGGUAAUCAAAUUGGGUACGGUAAAGAGUUUAGAGUGAAGUUUAUGGUGGUUAAGAAGGGGCAAAUUAGUAAUAAUACUGUAACGUUCAGUGAAUGCAAUUUUGGAAGCACCACCAUCAUCUUUUGUUGCACCUUCUGGUUACUACUUGCUCACUGUUGUUAAUGCUGGAAUU
Messenger RNA from Arachis ipaensis, 715 nucleotides. The record is from RefSeq and is a predicted model, not a curated record. Lineage: Eukaryota; Viridiplantae; Streptophyta; Magnoliopsida; Fabales; Fabaceae.